This is a messenger RNA of Dermacentor albipictus, 7707 nucleotides long. RefSeq names its product carboxypeptidase N subunit 2-like. NCBI's taxonomy places the organism in Eukaryota, Metazoa, Arthropoda, Arachnida, Ixodida, Ixodidae. Gene Ontology annotation, molecular function: protein binding. The record is from RefSeq and is a predicted model, not a curated record.
UAUGGUAUUUUUCCGCGCUGCACUCUUCACGUACAGACGUGAGUCCAGGGGCACAGCCAUAUGAUUCUAUAACGGCGUGGUUCUCCUUAAACGCAGUCUCCCGAAUUUCUUUAAGACUGUGCCUACAUAAUGGCUAAAAUGAAAAGUUACGAUGCAUGUGGCAAACGCAGUUUCUUUUGUGUUGUUUAGGACAUAAGCCUUGCCUGUGUUUUGCUGCAUUCUGCGCGUGCAUACCUAUCCAAAAUAUUUAUUUAUCCACGUGAAUUGGAACAUUUAUGAGCCUUUCAUGGAAAGUAAGAUUGUCCGACCAGCUUUGACGUUUCUUCCGCCAUGACGUCGUUUUGAAACCCAGUGCCGAUUCUACCACAUUUUCUGAGGAAAGUUGCCUCGCGCAAGGCAAUGCCGACCACUCGCUCUGUGUGGGCAGCCCUGCCUCCGAUCGGCGCCACGUGACAGCCCGUGACGCACCGCGCACGGCAGGAGCCCAGCGGAAAGCACGAGAAGGAUGAAAACCAUGUGAUCAGGUUUCUCAGAUACAAGCUUCGCAGAUAGGCACGCCCUUCGUUCCUUGGCGCCGGCGAUGACUGAGCGUGCGGGAACAUUUCUUUCCGGUUCCUGUCAAGCUUUCUUAUCCUAUGUUUUUUUUAAAUGCACGACCUUUGAUUCGCAAGAAAUAUUGCUUGCCACUAUGUGAUUCCAUUCCUUUGAAAAUAAGAAGUGCCGCCCAGUGAAUGCGUUUUUACAGGAAGGUUUAUAUUUUCGAGGUGGUAAUGAAAGCUGUGCUUCGCCGCCGGAAAAAAAAAUGUGCUGCUCCGCCUACGGCGAGUCAGUCGUGUCCUUCGCCGGGACCGGUUCGCAACGUGCGAUGGCGCCUGUGCGAGUGGCGUUGCUUCUGUUUUGUCUGGGACCCGCGUCGGCGGCUUCUUGCCAGGAUACGGACUACCUAGGGACAUGCACUUCCAACUGCGGCAGCUACAAGUUCUUUGUGUGCAGCAACGUUCACAGGGUGAGCGAUUAUUAUCACUAUGUUCAGCAGGCACUGCACUACCCGAAUCUUUGGCUCGUCCUCAAAGACAGUCAUUUGGACUACUACCCGGCGGGAUCGUUUACCGAUGGCAACUUAACCGUAAUUGAGUUCCGAAACGCCCGGGUGAACAGCUUCACGCAGUUUGACACGGGACCGAACCCGUUCCUUGGCGCCGAGCAGACUGUGAAAACUGUUGUAUUUCGUGAGGAGAGUAGCCUGCCGGGCAGCUGGGCACUCUUUAGCAGGCUUGCCAAGUUGACCAAGGUUGAAUUCCGGGACAUGGCGCAUCUAGAGCUAACCAGCGACUUCAACCUGCUGCCAGCGAGUGUGGAGAAAGUAUACAUAUACAACUCCAGCAUCGGCUACGUGCACCCUCGAUGGCUCUCCCAGCUGAAUGCUCUCAGAGUGGUCAUCAUACGCGACACCAAUCUGAAGCAGUUCGUCCGGUCCAUGCUGCCUCGACCAGCGCCGUUGCUCAAGGAACUGGAUCUUGAAAGGAACGCCCUGACUGGUCUUCCAGUGGAUAUUGGUGAGGAGGUGCCCGUGCUCGAGUUUCUCAAUGUAGGACGCAACAAAAUUACCACCUUGGACGAGCGAAGUCUGGCUCCCCUGAGACGAAACGGAACCUACGUGUACCUUUUUGACUGCCUGCUGUCCACCUGGAGUACCUGCUGCCCGCCUAGACUGCCUGCUGCAUUCCUGGACUGCCUGCGGCCUGUCCGGACUUCCUAUGCUGAACUGAAAGCCUGGACUGCCUGAUGCCCGCCUGAACCAUCUGCUGCUUGCCUGAACCACCUGCUGCCCGCCUGAACUGCCUGCUAGGACUGUCUGCUGCCCGCCUAGACUGCCUGGUUCCUGCCAGGAAUGUCUGCUGCAUGCUUGAACUACCUCCUGGCUAUCUGGACUACCUGCUAGCUGCCUGCUGCUCAGCUGCUACCUGCUGCCGGCCUGCUGGCUGCCUGGUACCCGCCUGGACUGCCUGCUGCCCAUCUAGACUGCCUGCCUGGACUGCCUGAUGCCGGCUUGGACUACGCCUGCUGCCCACCUGGACAGCCUGCUUGGACUGCCUGCUGCUCGCCUAGGUCACCUGCUUCCUGGACGGCCUCCUGCCUUCGUGGACUUCCUGCUGGCUGCCUACCUGCCUGGACUAAAGACUUGACUUGCUCCUAAACAAAGCUGCUACACUUAUAGUCGGAGAUCAUUCAGAUUAUCCAAUCAUAUGCUACACCAACAGUUUCCUAGUGUACCUUGUUCUCUUACUGUUGAAUGCCAGUAACUCCUGACUUGCCUUUUCUGCCAAUCCUGUAUCACAACUAUGUCACUUACACAGCAGCAUAAAAACCAGCUCAAAAGAUAUUUUGGCGAAAAAGAUAAAAUUGCUUGCCUGUAAAUCACUUCGGCAGUCAGAACUGGGAAACGCAUCGACCAUCUGGAGCCCACAUUGAACAUAUCAAAACUGACUUGACGCUGUUCAGAACCGUGCUACUAGGUUCACUCAAUAUUCAUAUGAAGUCGGUAUUUCUGUACUGAAAGCCAAAUCGGGAUGAACACAUCUAAUUGCCGACGCAUUGCUAGUUUCGUACUCUAUCAGGUUUUCUCAGCACUCAUCAUGUGCCUUACAUCAUUCCCGGGAAAACACGGGGAAGGCGGGAGAUGGAAAUUCAAGACGAUGAGCGAAACGAGAACAAGGUGAAAGCAGGAGCCUUUAAAGUCAAUGUUUCGACAAGUGGACAUUUCUUCAAGGCGACAUAUGCUUUCCUCGCCACAAUAUAUAUAGGUGGGGUUCUUCGAAAGAGGAGAGGGCCUAAGGCGGGUGGGUGCGGCAACGAGUGAAGGUGUGUUAGCGUGUCGAAUUGAGAAUAAAGGAGUGCUGUGCGCAAGGCCAGGGACACCGCCGUCUCUCAAUCACGUGUCAACGCCCGUGUGUCAGCCGGCGUGUCCACAGCGUGCACAGCAGCCCUCUAUUACCUGUUUUACCGAUGCUCAUAAAAGAAGGAAAAUACUGAAAUGUUAUAAAUAAAUUAAGGGAGGAAAAAGGAGAGAAAGAGGAAAAAAGAAAAAAAGAAAAGGAAAACGCUAAGAAACCAAACUAAGUCUUGUGGCCUAUAGCUUGAAAUUUAGCACAGCGAAUACAUUCUAAAGCUCCCUUUACAAUGUUUAUGCCUAUUGCUCGCAAUGUCUUGAACUUAUACGGAUAAAGUACGAUUCUCUGAAUUUUUUUUUCCCCAUUCAGAGCGGACAUCGGAGUGUAAGAUGCAGAGUUUAAAUCCGUCAAGGUUAUGACCUGGUUGGUUGAAACGCUUUGCGACAGCUUUGGGCAGCUUUUUAGUUGUGUCCGCGCGAUGUCCGUUUAAUCUGACGUUCAUUGAUUGUCCUGUUUCACCGAUAUAUGGUUUCUUACAGAAGAAACAUUCAAGCAUAUAAAUAACAUCCGAACUUGCACAAGAAAAACUAUAUUUGACUUCAUGUGUAUAACUAUUUGCAGUGCUUUUAAUUUGAAUGUCACUUUGAAGGUGUCUGCAAGGUUUGCGCCUGGGGCGACAACAUGCUUUUAUUACGGGGGAAUCCUUCUGGCUGACUUUUGCGUGCACUAACAUGUCUUUAAUGUUCCUGUUGCGACGAUAGGUAAACCUAGGUACAUGUGGGGACGCUUUUCUCAGACGCUCGUUAUUCAAAAGCGCUUUUUGUUGGGCUAGUUGGUAGCUGUUUACUAUAAAAUAUGAGUACAUCAAAUAAACGGACACACAAGACAACAUGACAGGGCGCCACUCGCAACUGCUUUAUUCACAGAACGCAGGCACAUAUACACCUACAGUCAACGCAUGCGCAGAAACUUACAUUCACGCAUCUAAUCAAACAUUCUGGUUGAAGCCUAUCACAUAGGCAAGAAAGGCAGCUUCUGCGUUAGCGAAACUUCGUUAUCAUUAUUUAUCAUUAUAUAAGGCCUAGGUUUCUUGAGCGUUGUGUAUGAUGACUGUUUCAUUAAAUGCGUGCUUGUAAGUUUGCUCUGAGCGUAUGCGUUGUCUGACGGUACACAUGUGUCUGCAUUCUGUGAAUAAAGCAGUUGCGAGUGGCACCUUGUCCCAUUCUCUUCUCUUGUGUGUCCGUUUAUUUGGCGUCUUUUAUUUUAUAAUGAACAGCUCGUUACUUGACAAUAUUGGGUGGUACUUUCGUAGGAUGUUUAUGUUUGGGAGUGCAUUAAAACAUUUUGUUAUAAAGGCCGGCGGUCUGUCAGAUUCCGGUGUAGGCUGUUCCUUCGCCAAUUCCGACUGUCUCUCCAAUCUUGACGCGACAUCAUAAGCUCUAUCGAGAGCAACUUGGGGAUAGCUCCUUUCUGCUGGAGUUGUUUUAAGGUCAUACUGGUUGUGGAUAUAAUCGUUGUCUUCACUGCAGAUUCUUAUUCGUUUCGCUUGUCCAACAAAAAUUCCUUGCUUGCAGUGUCGCGGGUGCUGACUGUUGUAGUCUAAAUAUUGCUGGCUAUCCGUAGGUUUCCGGCAAAGCGUCGUUCUCAGUUUUCCGUUUUCUACGUAGACCGUCGUGUCCAGGAACUUGAUCUGACUAGGAGAGUGGUGAGCAGUAAAUUCAAUGCUCGGGUGAAAGCGAUUGAAAUGUCUAAUUAAGUCGGUUAACGCGCUUGUGCCGUGUUCCCAUAUUAUAAAUAUUUCGUCAAUGUAACGAAGAUAUGUGUGGAGUUUUAGUUGGUAGGAUUUCAACAGGUCUGCUUCAAGCUGUCCCAUGAAAAUGUUCGCAUACGUGGGAGCGAAUGGUGUUCCCAUGCUAGUGCUGAAAGUUUGCAGGUAGCGAAUAGAAUCGAAUUCGAAAUAGUUGAGCGUGAGAACUAACCUAAGGAUCGACAGGUAAACUUCUGGAGCGUGCGCUUGGGAAUUGAUUGCAAGGGAUUUAGAAACGGCUUCAAUUCCUUCACUCAUAGGUAUGUUAGUGUAAAGGACAGAAACAACCAAAGUGACUAGAACAGCGCGGUCGGAAAGGAUUUAGUUGCCGUUGAUGCCGCCGAUAAUUCGAAGGAAGUGCAGCGGGUCUUGAACAAAAAUGGGGGGGAGGGGGAUGUUUGGCAGCUGGUGAUUUAAGAAUUCAGAUAGCGACUCAGUAAGUAUGUUGUUAUUAGACACAAUAGGCCGACCUGGGAUUUCUGCUGUAAAUAUUUCUUCGACCGGAACAUUAUGUAUUUUAGGAAGAAGAUAAAAGCGGGCUGCUUUUUUGUUCUCGGGCAUCAGGAAGCGAUAUUCAGAUUGCGUGAUUAGUUCCCUGUACAGAAGCUCCGCUGUUGUGUGUUUCACAGUAUUGUUGUAAUCUGAAGUUGGGUUAGAGUCGAGUUUUCUGUAAUGGGUGUGGUUGCUCAGUUGUUUGGUGGCCUCAUUCUGGUACUAUUCUAUAGGCGAGAUUACGAUACUGCCGCCUUUGUGUGCUGGCUUUAUUGCAAUAUCAUUCCUUUUCGCAAGUUCUUUAAGGAUUUGGUAUUGAGCGGGCACAAAUUUUUUGCGUUUCUGGCAAUGCCGCGCUGAUAAAAAUUUCCUUUGAUAUCAGCUUUACGUAUAAAUCCAGGUCUGGGCACUGUUCGGUUUCCGUUGUCUAUGUGCUAGGUGGGCUAAGAGAGCCUCUAGCUUCCUUCCCUACGUCUGGCCUAUCGAAAAAGAACUCCUUGAUGCGCAUGCGACUUGAAAACUCUGUUAUAUUUUUGUGGAGUUCGUAUUCGUUUACUGCGUUGUUCGUCGCACAUAACGUCAGACCACGUUUCAUGAGAUAACUACCUCGGGGCUCAGACUCUCGGAUAUGUCUACUACAUUGCUGCAGUGCUCUGGAUGCUCGCCUGUAGGACUAUCGGGGGAGCUACGUGCUGCAGGGGUUACAUAAGUUUUUUUGGGUGGAUCUGCAGCUCUAGUAUCCUUGUGCUCGUAUUUCGUAAUUUUUCCUUACUAGUUUGGACGAAUUGUUCAAACAAGGGAGGAAAAGUUCUCUUCGGUUGAGAUAAAUUUAUGCUGUCGAGUUCAUCAGCAAUUAUAAGUUGGUCCUUGCAGAGUUCUGUCCUAGAAAAUCCAUCGCUCUCUCUUAUUGAUAUUCUCGAAGCACUCCACUUCAAUAACAGCCAGGAGUUUAAAGAACCGAGGGCACAUCUAACCUUAAUUCUGCGACCUUUUGGGAUUUUCUUGUUUAAUGCAGCUAGUGUAAGGUUUUAGGUGAAAUCUGUCAUUUGUUUGUUUGGCGGCGAGUUUGAGGGAUUGGAGGAAAGGGCAAGAUUUGUUGUUGCCUGUGCUAUCCCUAGUGCGUGGUAGUCGCUUCUGUUUGGUUCGGGCAGACCUCCGGCCCAAACAUCUUCAGGUGGCGUCUUUUUACGCUUUUCUUGUGCAGGCCUGCACCUAUGUCUGUCUGUGUAUCUGUCUGUGUAUCGGUCUGCUUAUUAGUGUAGCUGUUUGUGUGAAGGCUUCGAGGCUGGUUGUGGACUUCCGUAUGAGCGGGUGUUGUAAGGGUGGUGUUGGUUCCACGUCCACCGUCUGUAUAGAUGCUUCUUGGGUUCUAACUUUGGUGGAAUGCGCGUGCGAGCUGCUGUUUAAAAUUUCAGGCGCGUGUUUCUGUGUUGAAGCUAACUGGGAUGCAGGAUUUAUUGGUGUUGUUGGUUGCAUCGAUUUAAGAGUUCCUGAGUCUAUACUUGAUGUUGUUAGCCAUUGCCUUGAGGCAAUGGCUAACAUCAACAACAAUGCCUAACAGAAUGUCCAGAAGAAAAUCAUUGACCUUACAUGUCCCUAGUGCGUGGGCUAGGAGUGUCUCCGAUUGUUGAGUAAGUGGCCUGUGUUUGGUUACGAUACUGGUAAGUACUGUUGUCAGGGUGAUUUCUGCGUUUGGUCUGUUGGGUGUGCAAAUCAUGUAUGAGCGUUUUCAUGGCCUUAACUGUGUUGUCAACGGUGUCGGGGUUAAGGUAAUUUGUCUCGCAGUGAAUGACGGAAUGUGUGAUGUGCUGUGGUGCUGCGGCAAUGAGGUCUCGGAUGGUGUGUUGAGGCGCCGCUCUUAAAGCUAGUGUGUUGAGUGUUGGCCUGGUUGAAAGUGUUCGUGCAUGUACUUGUAGUGUCUGUCUAAUUAGUGUUCCGUGUGACAAGGAAAGCAGAGGGCGCUCACCUUGUUCCUUCAUCUUCCGUCGGUAGAAAUCCAGGGACAACACAGUGAACGCGGGAGAUGGAAAUUCAAGACGAUGAGCGAAACGAGAACAAGGUGAAAGCAGGAGCUCCAGCUUUCACCUUGUUCUCCUUUCGCUCAUCGCCUUACAUCAUUCCUGCAGCACACAUCUCUCAAACAUGAGCAGCAAGACACAUGGCCGCACAGCUCAUCCCUCCCCCCUCAUUCAUUCAUUCGACCUGCCAAAUACUGGAAUGGCCUCACUGCGGACACUGUUGCCAUAACUUGUCCAUCCUUGUUCGAACAGCGUUACUGAUCCCUCUGGAUAUAGCUAAUCAUGUGUACAUGAUGUGGAACACAUGUGAAACACGCCCCUUAUGUAAUACCCCCUCCCUUUAACGGCAGUAAACUGAACUGCAUAAAGUUGCAACAUACCUUGCUUCCGUUGGUGAUAUGCAUUGUCACUGCGUUUCAAGUGCGUAUAAUUAACCAACAGUAUAUUGUUCAAGUCAAUUAAAAUGAUUGUGCCAAGAUGCUGAUAAUGUGUGCUAAAA